Messenger RNA from Penicillium expansum, 1554 nucleotides. RefSeq lists its product as uncharacterized. NCBI's taxonomy places the organism in Eukaryota, Fungi, Ascomycota, Eurotiomycetes, Eurotiales, Aspergillaceae. The transcript has a single exon. Bases 1 to 1554 code for a protein of 517 amino acids. The record is from RefSeq and is a predicted model, not a curated record.
AUGGCGGAAAACGUGGUUCAUGAAAUUGCGAAUCAGCUGGAAACUCUCACGGCGCAAUCCCCGGCUAUUCAAGAUGCACCCCAUGUAUCAGCUUCUCAGGUUGAGGGAACUGAGUGUGCUUCUCAGGACUCUCUUUUCGAUGAACUGGAAGAAACUGACACACGAGCUCCAGCUUCAAUUGACUCGGAUCUUACCGAUAUCGAUGAGUCAGUUCUGCAAGAUGCAACAGAUCCUCCCGCUAUGGCCCAGUCGCAUUUCAUCAAUCCAAUUGCACCGCGCGUUAGUUACAUAGUUUCUGCAUCUGGCGAAGUCAUCAUUACUGAAGACACCAAGACUUCCAAUCCAGCCACUUCUGCUCCUGUGCCCCGGUCGAGUCCUCCCGCUGCCUUCUUAUCCUUUGAUCGGCUGGCUCAAGGGUUGCCGCCAAAGCCGAUAUCGUCGCCUACCACUACAACUAUUCAUCCUCCGUCACUUGCAGUGGAGCGCAUCAUGGGUCCAAAGCAGCCGAUCCCGGCACAAAUCCUCGACCUUCUCGAAGAGUGGCAUGAAGACUCUCCUUACACCGAACAUCCUUCGGCUUUGACUGGUCGUGCUCCAUCUACGUGGAAGAACUUUAAAACUUUCAGUGAUGAUGGCGAUGAAUGCGAGCUAUCACUCUUUCGGAUCUCACUAAAAGGUCAGACCCGACGCAACGUGACAUAUCUAAUUAUGAUACUUCAUGCACAAAACGGACCGGAAGAUCUUGUUGUGUAUGGACAACCCCGGCCAAAGUUCAGGGGCCUCUUGACGAAGGGUACUAAGGGGCUAUACCUUUUAGAUUGGCUUGAACUCGAGAGCAAAGGGGAAGUUCAGGCUUGCGGAUUAAAAUUAUGGAGGACAGACGAGAAGAAGAUUUCGUUCAGUGCAUCUAUGUUUGACGAGGGACGCAAGUGCACUCGGUUCCCCGGGUCCAAUGAUAUUUUCAACGCGCGUCUGUCAAAUUCUACCCCAAAGAAACAGACCGACGCAAAUGAGGAUAACGAAGAUGCCGACUCCAUCUCAUCUGAGGCCCCUUUUUCUCCCUCGAGGUCUAGACGCCAGGCUUCGACCAGCAGCCCUAACAAAGCUGCGAAACAGAAUAAAGAGAGGACCCCAAUUACUUCACGCCCGUCUUGGGAUAAGGGCAUUUCGCCCGUUCCAACGUUCGAUAGUCGCGAUCAACCCCGUUCUCUUGAGAGACCUUGGAAGCCUCAAAAAAGGCGCCGCAGCACCUGGAGCUCGAAUGAGGAAGCAUCAGCACCUAUGCGCUACAAGCUGCUAUCAGACGCAUCGGAUCAUGUCCGCGUUUUCAAGACAGAUGACGCAAAGGUUCUGUUUGAAAAGGCCCGUGAGUUCUACAAGGGGUUGGACAAGCGCACAGGACUUCUGUGCACUGUCUCUGGUCUUGAAGGAGUCCGAUACGUUGGGGAGGGUUGCUUGGACGAGUUUGACGUCCUUCAAGAGGACAUUGGGAAGACUUCUGAUCCUGGUGAUGAAGAUCGGGUCGUCGAGGUGAGGCCCGCAAUGGGCCUCUAA